Metschnikowia bicuspidata var. bicuspidata NRRL YB-4993 is the source of this 1261-nucleotide messenger RNA. RefSeq lists its product as uncharacterized. The transcript has a single exon. The coding region runs from base 319 to 1119 and encodes 266 amino acids. The record is from RefSeq and is a predicted model, not a curated record. Lineage: Eukaryota; Fungi; Ascomycota; Pichiomycetes; Serinales; Metschnikowiaceae.
GUGAGUACACCGGGUGACAUUGGACAAGUAGUAGAUUUUUUAGUUAGUACACCGGGCGACAUCCGACAAGUAACGGGUUUUUUCGGAUGCAUGCUCCACACCGGGCCCCCGCUCUAAUCGCUGCUGGCCUGUUCGUUGUGCAUGGAAGAUGGCGGUUUCCAUACGGCCGGGAGCUGUCGUCUUUCUUGAUUCUACGUGACUAAGACGAGGAGGCAACGGUGGUCAUGGGUCUUUCCUCUGGUAUCUAUAUCCCGUGUCUUUUCUCUGGUAUCUGUUUCCUCGGGUCUUUCUCUGGUUAUCUCGUGACUUUUCUCUGGUAUGGCGUCGUGUCUCUUCUCUGGUAUUACCUCGUGUCUUUUCUCUGGUAUCUAUUACCUCGUGUUUAUUGCUUCGUAUAUACCGAAUGAGCCCCCCGGGGCCUGUCCGACUCCAGGCCCGGGCGACGCCCGCCGGCGCCCCACCGGGGCCACAGCACGCGGCCUAGAUCUUGCCCAACCUCCUUUUCAAGGACCUCUGCAAGCGUCUCCUCUUUCUCAACUUGUGCUUCUUCAUCUUGAGUCUUCUCUUGCGCAAGACCGAGUCCAUGUGGAUUGUGUGGUCGGGCCCGUCCUCGGCAAGCGGGCGGGCCGGUCCCUGUGUCGGCACGGGGUCCGCCAACGGGGCCCAGCCGGGAUAUCUGAUCCACGGCUCGUGCAAAGCCUUGAGCUUGGAGAAAGAAGAGAACACGGCCGGGGCCAUGCGGGGCGCCGGCGCCAAGAGGCUGGUUUUCUGCGGCACCGUGGCAAGCAGCCGCGCCACCGUCACGGAGAGCCUCUGGAAAAGACCGGUUCUAAACAUGUGGAGUUUGUCCAGCCAGGUCUGGUCCGAGCACAGCGUUUUUUUUUUCUCACUUCAGUCUACGGGUGCGCGGCCUCUCAUACAGUCUGGGCACGCUGGGUAUGGAGGCCUUUCAUUACCAGCGUUGUCAGUUCACGAGUUGUCAAUUCACGAGUUGUCAAUUCCAGUAUGUGCGGGACUUGGGGCCCCGGAAUUCUCCAAACGAACAGGAACAAACCUCUCUUCACAGGCAGGGUUUUCCCUCGCCACGUGAGAGGUGACUACAUGGCGGAGAUCAUGUGACCAGGCCCGGCACGCUGGCUAGAGUGCGGGCAGGCGGCUCCUACUUCCACGGGCCAGGGUUUGCUUUGGGGCUGCUGGUUUACGUCUAUGUCCGGGCGUCCCUCGGCCCCAGGCGCGCUGGCUCCGUGAAAUAAAUAAACAU